Messenger RNA from Lasiosphaeria miniovina, 780 nucleotides. RefSeq lists its product as uncharacterized. Lineage: Eukaryota; Fungi; Ascomycota; Sordariomycetes; Sordariales; Lasiosphaeriaceae. The record is from RefSeq and is a predicted model, not a curated record. Bases 1 to 780 code for a protein of 259 amino acids. The transcript is spliced from 3 exons.
AUGCACGCCUCAAGCGCCCUCGUUUUCCCCGUCCUCGCUUUCGCGACUGCCGCCGCGGCCACCGGUGCCUGGGUCACUCCGCACGAUAGCUACUCGUCCUCGGUCGGCGUGCUCGGCUGCAAGAUCAACACGGAUCGCGUAGCCUACUGGCCCGGCUCUGUCGACUGCAACAACAUCUGCGUCAAGCUGACGUACGGCAGCCGUUCAGUCCACCUGCUGCGCAUCGACCAGUCGGGUGGCGCCUACGACAUCAGCUACGAUGCCUGGAACUACCUGCAGACGGGCAGCUCCGCCACGGCCGACCCCAUCGCGGGCGGGACCGUCGCCAUGGAUUACCAGGAGGUGGACGCGUCCGAGUGCGCCGACCUCAUCUACACCCCAGGCUCCAAGCUGCCGCUCAGCGCCGCCAACAGCAUGAACUUUGUCGCGAGCUGCCUCUCGCAGCCAAACAGCUGGGUUGCCAAGAACUACGUCCUGUACAACAUCUGCGACGCCAUCUGCACGCUGGGCUUCGACGAGACGUGUUCGCUCGACCUGGCGACCAGCAACCAGCCCAGCUGCCCCCACACGCUGGGGCUGACCAACACGCUGACCUCGGCGCCAGUCUACAACAUCCAGUACAUGACUGGCAAGACUGUGGUGGCAGGCACGGGCCAGGUUGACCGUGGUGGUGGUGGUGUUGGAGUAGCUGACAGUGGUGGUGUUGGCGGAUCUGACGCUAGUGGCGAUGCGAGCAGGAGUCUGUUGAUCGAGUGGCUGAACUUCAUGAUGGCAGGGUGA